Messenger RNA from Malaclemys terrapin pileata, 3323 nucleotides. RefSeq names its product vascular endothelial growth factor C (gene VEGFC). Gene Ontology annotation, cellular component: membrane. Gene Ontology annotation, biological process: positive regulation of mast cell chemotaxis; vascular endothelial growth factor receptor signaling pathway; sprouting angiogenesis. The record is from RefSeq and is a predicted model, not a curated record. NCBI's taxonomy places the organism in Eukaryota, Metazoa, Chordata, Testudines, Emydidae. Bases 1666 to 2925 code for a protein of 419 amino acids. Gene Ontology annotation, molecular function: chemoattractant activity; growth factor activity; vascular endothelial growth factor receptor 3 binding. The transcript has 7 exons.
AGCCCAUAGUAACCAAGCCCUCCCUCCCCCAUACUCUUAUCAGGGGAAGAAAGAAAUACAAAACAUUUGAUACUAAGCAAAUUCCUUUCAAUUAUUUUCAAAAGUUUUCAUAUGUCAGUAGCUCUUCAAUAUCACUGUUGACAUCAAGGGAAAAGUAGUAUAUAGGGAAUACAACCCCUUCCUUUCAGGCACCCAAGACUUAAGCAAAGUAUGUAUCACCUUACUUUCAUUAGAAAUUUGUGGUUUUAAAAAGGCUUUAUAUUUUAACCACAGCUUCAGUGAAAUACAGUACCAAUACACUUCCCAUUGAAGGCAGCUUCAAUUCGAGGAUUGCUCCAAUUCUAUUUGAAGAAGCACAGCACAGAAGUAAGAUAUUGGUGAGUGCCUCUUCUCAAGGUGGCAAAAUCUUGCUCUGGCCAUUGGUUAAAAAAAAGGAAAAACAAACAACGCCCUCAAUCCUCAUCUUACUUAGGCAAAAAAGCCCAGUGACUCCUUUCUAAUAAUCGAUCUGAAGUCAAUGGGAAUUUUGAUAAGGCCUUCGGGAUUUGUCCAUUUGUGAUGUAAGCAACUCUAUGCACUGACAUCGCUGCUGCUGAAGGCUGAAUAAAAUACAAUACAUAAACUUCCUAAGAGUUUGAUCCUGCAGCCAGUGAUAGUUUGGCCUAUGAAGAAAGGGAGUGCAGGGUUGAGGCUACAGUACUGUGGGUUGUUUAAUAGGUGUUUGCAAAGCGCUUUGAGAUCCUGGCACGGGGCAUAGUACCUGGCAUCAGUUUGAAACUUAGUACCACUUGCCCCCAUGCAAUUAGCUUGGUCUGCAGCCUCCUUGCACCUUUCGGGGCUGCAAAUCGGAGGCGAGUAAGAAAGGUGCGACGCUGCCAGCCGCUGGAGGCAGGUCCAGGCUCGAGGGAGAGGCCGGCGCAGCGUGUGGCCCUAUCUCGCCGGCUUGCCCGGAGCAGGCGCUCGUCUCCCGUCUCACAUUUCCUCAGCCCCGGGAAAGGCGUUGCACGGCGAGUGGCUGCUUGUGGGAAGCGCAGGAGCGGAGGGGGGGCUCACACCCUUUCCUCCCCGCCCUCCCGCCGCCAGCCAGUCGCUCAGCCUCAGAGGCACAGGCAGAGGGCGCCUGAGCCAUGUCCGCCCCCUGCGGCCGCUGCUGCCGCUCAGCUCCACGGGUUGAGGAGGCUCGUGCACCCCGGACCCCGCAGCCGCUGACAGCGUCCUGCGAGCCAAGGCAGGAGACUGAUUAGAGCUGCUCUGUCUCCCCCGCGCCUGCUUCGCCUAGUCCAUGGGGCUGCGCCGUGUGUGUGCAGGCAGGGGGCUGCUGCUGCAGGAGGAAGCCCCAUUGGUGUGAGCAGCUGCGCUCUCCCUCUUCUCUCUGCCCUGCCUCACCUCCCUGCUCCUGAGCGAGCCCGGCUCGGAUGUCCGGUUUCCUGGUGGCUUUUCACCUGGCAAACUCCAGCUAACUUCGGUGAGCAAUUGCAAAGCGUCCGGGCACAUUGCGAGUCCCUUGCAGGCAGCUGGUGCUGCUGCAUCUUCUCCAUCCCAGGGAUUCUGCCGCCUUGGAUAUUGGGGGGAGGCAACCAACAAAGCCAAGGAGCCUCACGAUUCCCCCUACACUCCUCAAGCUCCCCCCGCCCCGCCACGCACCCACCCUGCCAUCCUUGCACAAUGCACUUGCUGGGAUUAUUCUCUCUGGUUUGCUAUCUGGCUGCUGCUGCUCUGCUGCUGGGACCCAGGGAGCCGGCCACCGCCGCUGCCUAUGAAUCCGGGCAGGGCUACUACGAGGAGGAGCCCGAUUUGGGGGAAGCAAAGGCUCAUGCAAGCAAAGAGCUGGAAGAGCAGUUGCGGUCUGUGUCCAGUGUGGAUGAACUCAUGACAGUACUUUACCCAGAGUACUGGAAAAUGUUCAAAUGUCAGUUGAGGAAAGGGGGCUGGCAACACAACAGGGAACACUCCAGCUUCGACACAAGAUCAGAUGAUUCAAUAAAAUUUGCAGCAGCACAUUAUAAUGCAGAGAUCUUGAAAAGUAUUGAUAAUGAAUGGAGGAAAACUCAGUGCAUGCCACGUGAGGUGUGUGUAGAUGUGGGGAAAGAGUUUGGAGCAACAACAAACACCUUCUUUAAACCCCCAUGUGUAUCCAUCUACAGAUGUGGAGGUUGCUGCAAUAGUGAGGGGCUGCAAUGUAUGAAUAUCAGCACAAGUUACAUCAGCAAAACGUUAUUUGAGAUUACUGUGCCGCUGUCUCAUGGCCCUAAACCUGUAACAGUCAGUUUUGCUAAUCAUACAUCCUGUCGAUGCAUGUCUAAGCUGGAUGUUUACAGACAAGUUCAUUCAAUCAUUAGACGCUCCUUGCCAGCAACGCAACCACAGUGUCACGUGGCAAACAAAACUUGUCCAAAGAAUCUUAUCUGGAAUAAUCAGAUUUGCAGAUGUCUGGCGCAGCAUGACUUCAGUUUCUCUUCCCAACAUGGAGAUACUGACACUGCUGACGAAUUCCAUGAUAUCUGUGGACCUAACAAAGAGCUUGAUGAAGAAACCUGUCAAUGUGUUUGCAAAGGGGGUGUACGGCCUUCAAGCUGUGGACCCCAAAAAGAAUUAGAUAGAACAUCGUGCCAGUGUACAUGUAAAAACAAACUUUUGCCUAGUUCCUGUGGUCCCAACAAAGAAUUUGAUGAAGAGAAGUGCCAGUGUGUAUGUAAAAAAACCUGCCCCAAACAUCAGCCACUAAAUUCUGCAAAAUGUAUCUGUGAAUGUAUAGAAUCUCCAAACAAAUGCUUCUUAAAAGGAAAAAGGUUUCAUCACCAGACAUGCAGUUGCUACAGACCACCGUGUACAGUUAGAACGAAACGCUGUGAGCCUGGAUUUUAUUAUAGUGAAGAAGUGUGCCGUUGCGUACCCACAUAUUGGAAAAGACCGCUUAUUAAUUAGUGAAGAAAGCACUACUUGCCAUUUUGGUGUACAUUUUUCCAUUAAAAAAACAACUGUGUUAACAUUGGAAUUAACUGUGCACCAGAGACACUGUGGGAUUCACAGAGACAGACACAUUGUGCUUUUUCCCCAAGAAAUGUGGAAAGCACAUGUAGACAAUAAUGGGGCUCAUGUUGUGUAAAGAACUCACUAAGGACUUGUUUUCUGCCAAUGACAAAACAGCCUUGGUUUUCCUCCUUGUGAUUUUUUUUUAAAGAGAUAAUGACUAUAUAAUUUAUUUCCACUAAAAACAUUGUGCAGCAUUCCUGUUUAUAGCAGUAACAAUUGUUAAAGCUCACUGUGAUCAAUAUUUUUAUAUCAUGCAAAAUAUGUUUAAAUAAAAUGAAAAUUGUAUUAUA